Molecule: messenger RNA, 2852 nt
Organism: [Torrubiella] hemipterigena
Lineage: Eukaryota; Fungi; Ascomycota; Sordariomycetes; Hypocreales; Clavicipitaceae
Source: the annotation of a GenBank genome assembly
GCGGCACAGAGCCCAGUCAUACGCGGUGACUCGCAGCGCAAGAGAAAAAAUUACUGCCCGUAGCAGCGUGCCGGCCACACUUUCUUCCAUUUUGCGCUGGCCUGGGCUUCCCUGUCACCACCACCACACCCACUCCCACUUUUACCUUUCGCUUGAACAACCCACGACUCGACCCCGUCGGAGGAUUUGUCGCCAGAAAACCAUACACAGCAACCACCUUUGCUUUGAAUAGCCGGUUCCUGUGCCUUUGUCUGCGAAUACGGCCCUGUUUCCCCCCUGUGGCCUUUUCAACACCACGAAAUUUUAUCACGAAGCGAUACAAACAAAAGCGGGGCAUCUUGAAAGCACCCCUCGAUCGAAGUCUAGAAAUACAAACCACCCAAUAUGGCGCCCUCUUUCGAUCACCUGCGCGAGACUGACCUCGAUGACGAUGAGUUCAACGAGGAUGACAUUGACGUGACGGAUCUCCGCGAAAAGUUCGACAUCCAGCUCGAGAAGGGCUACGAUACCUUUGUCGUUGUCGACGGCCUUCCCAAGGUCAACGAGGAGCAGAAGCCCAAGCUUGUCAAGUUCUUGCUCAAGAAGCUCAACGCUGUUGGCAAGGCCCGCGAAGAUACCCUCCACAUGCCUAUGGGCGAUGAUGGUAACUCUUUGAGCUUUGCCUUUGUCGAAUACUCUUCCGCCGCCGAGGCUGCUGCCGCCACCCGCCAGUUGGACGGCGUUGCCCUGGACAAGAAGCACACUCUCCGUGUCAACAAGAUUAGCGAUAUCGAGCGUUAUGGUGGCGAAGGUCGCGUAGACGACAACUACCAGGCCCCCGAGAUUGAAGAAUUCAAGCAGCGCGAGCACCUGCGAUGGUGGCUCAAGGAUCCUGCUGGCCGCGGCCGCGACCAGUUUGUCAUGUACCGUGGCGACAACGUUGGUGUUUUCUGGAACAACGAGCGUGACCAGCCCGAGAACAUUGUCGACCGCCCCAACUGGACCGAGACCUUCCUUCAGUGGUCUCCCCAGGGCUCGUACCUCACAUCUAUCCACGCCAAGGGUGUUUUGCUUUGGGCCGGCCAAAACUGGACCAAGCAGGGGCGCUUCCCUCACCCCUUUGUUAACCUCGUCGCUUUCUCUCCCAACGAAAAGUACCUCGUUACAUGGUCUAACCGUCCCAUCUCCGUCACUGGCGAUGCUGACGAUAUCUUGACCGCCGAUGAUGAGGGCAAGAACUACGUCAUUUGGGAUAUUGCUACACAGGAGCCUCUCCGUUCGUUCGCUAACCUCGAACCCCCCAAGGGAGGAGAUGAGGGCAAGCCCGCCCCCAAGCUCUCAUGGCCCAUCUUCAAGUGGUCUGCCGACGACAAGUACGUUGCUAGACUGAACCCUGGCAACUCCAUCUCCGUUUACGAACUCCCCCGCAUGAACCUUCUCGACAAGACCAGCAUCAAGAUUGAUGGCGUUGCCGAUUUUGACUGGGCUCCCGCGACGGCUCAGCGUGAAGGUGUCAAGACUGCUGAGCAGCUCUUCUGCUUCUGGACCCCCGAAAUUGGCAGCAACCCUGCCAAGGUCGGUCUCAUGAGCGUCCCCUCCAAGGAGAUUGUCCGUACCCUCAACCUCUUCAGUGUUAGCGACGUCAAGCUUCACUGGCAGUCCGACGCGACCUACCUCUGUGUCAAGGUCGACCGUCACUCCAAGUCAAAGAAGUCUCAAGCUACCACGCUGGAGAUUUUCCGCAUCAAGGAGAAGGGUGUCCCCGUCGAGGUUGUCGACACUAUCAAGGAUACCGUCAUCAACUUUGCUUGGGAGCCCAAGGGCGACCGCUUCGCCAUCAUCACGACUACAGAACCCGUUGCCGCGGCUGCGGUCCAACCCAAGACGGCGAUUGCCUUCUUCUGCCCCGAAAAGGCAAAGGGUGCCCACGCCGGUAACUUCAAGCACCUCCGCACGCUGGACAAGAAGAACAACAACGCCAUCUACUGGUCGCCCAAGGGCCGUUUCGUCAUGAUUGGUACUAUUGGUAACCAACAGAGCUCCGACCUCGACUUCUUUGACCUCGACUUCGAGGGUGAGAAGCCCGAAUCCGACAAGGACCUGACAGCGAACCUGCAGAUGAUGAACACUGCCGACCACUACGGUAUCACCGAUGUUGAGUGGGAUCCCUCGGGUCGUUUCGUCGCCACCUGGGCCUCUGCCUGGAAGCACAAGAUGGAGAACGGCUACCACAUUUACGACUUCAAGGGCGAGCUUCUUCGCGAAGAGCCCAUUGACGGCUUCAAGCAGUUCCAGUGGCGUCCUCGCCCUGCUACGCUGCUUACCAAGGACGAGCAGAAGCAGGUUCGCAAGAACCUCCGUGAGUACAGCCGUGUCUUUGAGCAGGAAGAUGCCGACCGUGGUGCUUCCGCCGAUUUGGCCGUUGUCGAGGCCCGCCGCCAGAUGCUCGAGGAGUGGUACAGCUGGCGCGAGGAGGUCGAAUACGACCUUGCUGAGGAGCGCGCCGCUCUCGGCCUGCCGGAGGACCCUCACGCUGCCAUGCUCGAGGCCAAGACCAAGGAGAUGCAGGGUGCCGAUGCCGAUGCCAAUGCGGAGACAACAAUCGAGGAGAUUGUGGAGGAAGUCUUGGAGGAGUCUGAGGAAGUCAUUGCUUAAAUGCAACAGUAAGAAUAUGAGACGAGACAUACGUACGACGCACAUUACGCCAUUUUUCUUUUCGGAGCAGGAGUGGGAAGAGAAAAAAAAGAAGAGAAGAGGUGCACGGGUCGACUAAAUUUGCAUGCAUGACUGGGAGGAGAGAAACACAUUGGAGUAGUAUUUUUUUCCUAUGUAUGGGUAGAAAAAACGGUUCAAAUAAUGACGAUUUACUGUUC